Messenger RNA from Rhincodon typus (whale shark), 3455 nucleotides. RefSeq names its product gastrula zinc finger protein XlCGF57.1-like. Gene Ontology annotation, molecular function: RNA polymerase II cis-regulatory region sequence-specific DNA binding; DNA-binding transcription factor activity, RNA polymerase II-specific. The record is from RefSeq and is a predicted model, not a curated record. NCBI's taxonomy places the organism in Eukaryota, Metazoa, Chordata, Chondrichthyes, Orectolobiformes, Rhincodontidae. Gene Ontology annotation, biological process: regulation of DNA-templated transcription. The transcript is spliced from 5 exons. Bases 491 to 2326 code for a protein of 611 amino acids.
CUGGGAGGCAGCAGUGCUAAUCACUGUGCCACCACAGAGAAAACAAAAAUCAGGAAGACUCAGCAUGACUUCAUCAAAGGAAAAUCAUGUUUAACCAGUUUAUCGGAGUUUUUUGAAGCAGUAAUUACCAUGCUAUGGAUAGAUGGAACUCAUUCACAGCAGCAGCAGGAGAGGAACGGAGCGAACCUGAGGGUCAAUACCGGCAGUGGUUUUCAGAUAAAAACCUGAGGAAUGGUGUACAGAUCAAACUCAUUUGGAAUAGCAGUGAGAGAGGAGCAGAGCGAGCCUGAAUCCAGAGGGAGAGUUUCAGAAGUGACAUCAGGGUUCAAAAAGUGAAGUACAUCAAGAGGAGUUGCUGCUUGGACCAGCUUUAGGAACUGAGACAUUAGAAGAGGAUGAUUUGCAAUUAGGAAACUCAAACUAAACAUCACAAUGGGAUUUGAUGGAACCUUCUAUUUUCUGGUAACCUAAAUAUCAUUGCACUUUGAACAUGGAACGAAAGAGCACCAUUCGCACUGGGGAGAAACUGUAUGUAUGUUCUGUGUGUGGACGAGGCUUUAGCCGGUCAUCUGGUUUGUCCAGACACAAGUGCAGUCAUACUGGGGAGAACUCAUGGAAAUGUGAGGACUGUGGGAAGGGGUUCAAUUACCCAUCUGACUUAGAAACUCAUCAGUGCAGUCAUACUGGGGAGAAACCGUUCACCUGUCCUCAGUGGGGUAAGGGCUUCACUCAGUCAUCAACCCUCCUCAAACAUCAGCGUGAUCACAAUGGCCAUAAGCCAUUCACCUGUCCUGAGUGUGGGAAGAGAUUUACUCAGUUUUCCAACUUCUUGGGUCAUCAGAGAACUCACACUGGGGAGAGGCCGUUCAUCUGCACAGAGUGUGGGAAGAGAUUCACUCAGUCAUCCCACCUGAUGGCACACCAGCGAGUUCACACUGGGAACAGGCCUUUCACCUGCUCCAAAUGUGGGAAGAGAAGCUCUCAGUUAUCAGAUCUGCUGAAACACCAGCGUGUUCACACCGGCGAGAGACCAUUCACCUGCUCUGAGUGCGGAAAGGGAUUCACUCAGUCAUCCCACUUGCUGAAACACCAACGAGUUCACAGUGACGAAAGACGAUUUGAAUGCCCGCACUGUGGGAAGCGUUUUAAAAGUUCUGUGGAAUUGAUGUCCCAUCAACGGGUUCACAGUGAUGAGAGACCUUUUAAAUGCCAAGACUGCGAGAAGUGCUUUAAAACCUCUGGGGAACUGGUAACCCAUCAACGUGUUCACACUGAUGAGAGACCAUUCAGGUGCUCUCACUGCAGGACUGGGUUCAGAAAAUCAUCUCAACUCAGUGUACACCAGCGAAUUCACACUGGGGAGAGGCCGCUUAGUUGCUCCAAUUGUGGGAAGAGAUUUAAUCAUUUGUCAAAUCUACUAAAACACAAGCGUAUUCACACUGGGGAAAAGCCAUUUUCCUGCUCUGAAUGUGGGAAAGGAUUCACUCAGUCAUCCCAUCUGUUGAGGCAUAAGCAAGUUCACAAGCGUGCGGUGAUGGCUGGGAAGAGGAAACCGGCACAGGCCAUUCUGCCCAUUAAGGCCGCUGCGGUCCUCAGCAUUAUCGUGGCUGAUUUUCUAUAUAGUUACCAUACAUCCGCUCUUCCCAUGCUCCUGGAUACCUCCUCCCGCCUAAAAAGUCAUUUCAGAACUGACUUCGGUAGGAUUUUGAACAUGGAAUCAAACAGCACCAUUCAGAAGAGUGAGAAACCGUACACAUGUGUGUGUGGCCGAGGCUUCAGCCAUUCAUCUGGCCUGUCUAGACACAAGCGCAGUCACGACGUGGGGAAACCAUGGAAAUGUGCGGACUGUGGAAAGGAAUUCAAUUACCCAUCAGAGCUGGAAAUUCAUCAUCGCAGUCACACUGGUGAGAGACCGUUCACAUGCUCUGCCUGUGGGAAGGGGUUCACUGCAUUAUUCGGCCUCCAGUCACACCAGCGAAUUCACACUGAGGAGAAGCCAUUCAUUUGCACCUUCUGUGGAAAGAGGUUCAGGCAAUCAUCUGCCCUUACUGUACACCAGCGAGGUCACACUGGGGAGAGGCCCUUCACCUGUUCUGUGUGUGGGAAAGGAUUUACUCAUUCAUCUGUACUACUGAAACACCAACGAGUUCAUACCGGAGAGAGACCAUUCACCUGCUCUGAAUGUGGGAAGGGAUUUGCUCAGUCAUCCCAGCUGCUGACUCAUCAGCGCAUUCACACUGGAGAGAGACCAUUCACCUGCUCCCUCUGUGGGAAGGGUUUCACUCAGUUAGCCAAUCUGUUGACACAUGAGAGAGUUCACAAGUGAUUACAGGAAUUGGAUUCUUUUGUUAUUAUUGCUGGUAAUCACUUCCAGGACUGAAUUAUGUUCAUUAUGACAAUUGGGGUUUGUUUCUGCUGAUGAUAAACCCUGUAAUUAGGCUGGAGGUUAAUAUUUUGCAUGCAUAGAUGAUUGUCUUCCUAAGAUGCAAUGUUCCUUUAAAAAUCACUGUCUUCUGAUCUUUCCCCAUAAUUCAUGGCCUUUCGUCAGAAAGAUUUUACAACAAUGUUAUGAACUUUUACUUCAACCCUAAAUUGAUUUUUAGUGUGAAUAUUAUAAUUCAGUGCCUGAAAGGUUUCACUGAUUAACAUCUCUAAUGAGCACAUGCUGAUGAAUCCUUGCUGAUAAUUCUGACUGACUUGCAUGUUCCACACAGCGGCCUUUCCAUUAUCCACCAGAAAGAAAGGGAAUGGGAAUUGCUGGAGAAUCAAGAGUAUCCAUAAGAACUUAACACUAGAAAUAGGAUCAAAACGUGGACAUUCAGCUCUUCAAGCCUGCUCUGCCAUUCAAUACAAUUAUAAUUUUCUACUUCAUUUUUCUGCGCUAUCCCCAUUUCCCUGGAUGUCUUUAAUAUGCAGUAAUCCAUAGAUCUCAGUCUUGAACACACUCAAUGAGUGAGUUUCCACAGCACUUUGAGGCAGUGAAUUCCAAAGAUUUGCCAUUCUGAGUGAAGAUAUUCCUCCUCAUCUCCAUCCUUCAUGGCGUGUGCCUUAUUCUGUGUUCCCUGGUUCUAUUGUAGGCCUUGAACCAAGACAACCAUGCUGUACGAUUCUGACUUUAAUUUUGACCUUGAUAAUGAUAAAUAUUAAGAUGAUUUUACAAUCCAUGUAUAAACCAACUAGGUUGGUAAAGGUUAAAACAGGCUGCCAAGAGACUAGAAAGAGAUUUAACAGUGAUCCACAUUGGCUUCAACCUAAUCCCACACUCUGUCUCAUGGAGUAACUAUUCAGAGGAGACACUGCCAUCAACUGUAGAGAUCAACAUUCCGCAUUGCGUGUCCGUUCCCUGGGAUCAGUAAACUAUCCUCAUCUGUCAUGGUUCGUAUGUUUUUUUUCCUGUCUAUUUAACUCCUGUGUCAUAUCUAAACUGUUGUUCUUAAUAAAUCUGUUUGAAAUCA